Messenger RNA from Debaryomyces hansenii CBS767, 1824 nucleotides. Its product is annotated as CBS/PB1 domain-containing protein. NCBI's taxonomy places the organism in Eukaryota, Fungi, Ascomycota, Pichiomycetes, Serinales, Debaryomycetaceae. Gene Ontology annotation, molecular function: protein binding. The record is from RefSeq and is a predicted model, not a curated record. The transcript has a single exon. Bases 1 to 1824 code for a protein of 607 amino acids.
AUGUCGUCAUAUAGAAAUACAAAGAAAACUUCCCUCAAUGGAGAUGUGGAUCCAUUUAUCGAUGUUUCUGACUCCAGAAGAAGACAGUCCAAAAGGGACGAUGCUAUAAGAAGAAAAAUUGAGAAUGAUUUGAGUAAGAAAAAGAAAAGUGGAACCAGGACAACAAAACAUAAGAAGGGGGUUCCAGGUACGGUGUUAUCGUUGAAACCAUCCGAGCCGAUCAUUUGUAAAACAAGUUCGACGGUUUAUGAAGUGUCGCAAUUGAUGUCAGCAAAGAGAGAAAAUUGUAUAUUGGUUGUGAAUGAUAUUGGGGAAUUAUUGGGUAUUUUUACAGCAAAGGACUUGGCAUUUAGAAUAGUUGGAGCUGGAUUGAGUGCCACUCUGGUGACAAUUGAUCAAAUUAUGACUCCAAACCCAAUGUGUGCUAACUCUAAUACCCCUGCCUCAGAAGCAUUGAAUUUAAUGGUGCAUAAAGGUUUCAGGCACUUGCCAGUUUUGGACGAAAAUAAUCAAAUAGUUGGGGUGUUGGAUAUCACAAAAUGUUACGCCCAGCAGAUGGAAAAAUUAGAAAGAAUGCAUUCUUCUUCCAAAAAGUUAUACGAAGCAUUGGAUAAUGUUCACUCAGAGAUGGGAAUGAUGCAGCAACCUUUACACGUUUUUCAAUAUUUUGAAAACUUGAAAAAUAAAAUGAAUGGGCCUACUUUGGAAAGUGUGUUAGAUGCAACCACUACUCCAGUAUACACCACUGUCAAAACGACUGUGUAUGAUGCCACUGUAUUGAUGAAAGAAAAUAAAACAACUGCAGUGUUAAUAAAAGAUACCAACGAAGAGGUGGCGGGAAUUUUCACCUCCAAAGAUGUUGUAUUAAGGGUUAUCGCUGCUGGGUUAGAUCCAAAGAAAUGUUCAAUCGUUAGAGUGAUGACCCCACAGCCUGAUAUUGCCAAACAAGAUUUAUCUAUUCAAGAAGCGUUGAGACAAAUGUUUGAAGGUCGUUAUUUAAAUUUGCCGAUUGUCGGAAAUGAAAAUGACAUUGUUGGUAUAGUUGACGUUUUGAAAUUGACAUAUGCCACUUUGAACCAAAUCAAACAAACUGAAAGUAAUGAUCUUAUCAACAGCGAUGGAAAAUCUGGUAGUGAAACUGCAAUCAAUAGCGAAGGUCCUGCUUGGAACAAAUUUUGGACUUCUUUGGAUAAUGAAGAUUCAGAUUCUGUCCAUUCAGACUCUGUUACAGGUACCGGAAGUGCUCCUCCUGAUGUGACACCUUCUGAAUUUCAUUCGUUCAACUUUGAUAUCAAACCCUCUGAUUCAAUUUCGCAUACUGAAUCUCCUAAAAAAUCAUCGAAUUUGAACAAUUCUACAUCUGAUUUAUCGUAUACGUUUAAAUUCAAGUCACCUGCAGUAGAGGGACGUGUUCAUCGUAUUUCAUUAAAACCAAGUGAAGGUGUAACUAAAUUAAGAAGCUUAAUGGAUAGCAAAUUGUACGCUAAUGACUUUGAGUUUAUGAGAGUGGUUAAAAAUGAUCAAGAUGGUGAAAGCUAUGCUAUAAGUUAUGUUGACGAUGAAGGUGAUAUUGUUUCAAUCACUUCUGAUACUGAUCUUUUAGACUGUGUCAGAAUCAACCAACAACUUAAUAACGAUAAAGCAGAUUUAUAUAUACAUAAUCCACAUGAAUCUGCACCAGUCAACGAAAUGAAGAACAAAAAACAACCUAAGCAAGAAAAACAAGAAAUCUUGAAGGGAAUACCCAAUGAAGUUUUAAUUCCUGGUGCCUUAGCAGUAUUAGCCACCUCUAUUAUUGUCGGCUUUAUAAUGAGCAAAAAAUAA